GCGGGCGCAGGGCCGAGCGGACGGGGGGGCGCGGGCCCCCCGGGAGGCCGCGGCCACUCCCCCCCGGGCCGGCGCGGCGGGGGAGGCGGAGGAUGGAAACACCCUUCUACGGCGAUGAGGCGCUGAGCGGCCUGGGCGGAGGCGCCAGUGGCAGCGGCGGCGGCAGCUUCGCGUCCCCGGGCCGCCUGUUCCCCGGGGCGCCCCCGACGGCGGCGGCCGGCAGCAUGAUGAAGAAGGACGCGCUGACACUGAGCCUCAGCGAGCAGGUGGCGGCGGCGCUCAAGCCUGCGGCCGCGCCGCCCUCUGCCCCUCUGCGCGCGGACGGCGCCCCCAGCGCGGCGCCCCCCGACGGGCUGCUGGCGUCGCCGGACCUGGGUCUGCUCAAGCUGGCGUCGCCCGAGCUCGAGCGCCUGAUUAUCCAGUCCAACGGGCUGGUCACCACCACGCCGACCAGCACGCAGUACCUGUACCCCAAGGUGGCAGCCAGCGAGGAGCAGGAGUUCGCCGAGGGCUUCGUCAAGGCCCUGGAGGACCUGCACAAGCAGAAUCAGCUGGGCGCGGGCGCUGCCGCCGCCGCUGCCGCCGCCGCCGCCGCCGCUGCCGCCGCCGCUGCCGCCGCCGCUGCCGCCGCCGCUGCCGCGCCGCCGCCGCCGCCGCCGCCGCCGCCCCCGGGCGCUCUGGGCCCGCCGCGCCUGGCCGCGCUCAAGGACGAGCCGCAGACGGUGCCGGAGGUGCCGAGCUUCGGUGAGAGCCCACCGUUGUCGCCCAUCGACAUGGACACGCAGGAGCGUAUCAAGGCGGAGCGCAAGCGGCUGCGCAACCGCAUCGCCGCCUCCAAGUGCCGCAAGCGCAAGCUCGAGCGCAUCUCGCGUCUGGAGGAGAAGGUCAAGACGCUCAAGAGCCAGAACACCGAGCUGGCGUCCACCGCGAGCCUGCUGCGCGAGCAGGUGGCGCAGCUCAAACAGAAAGUGCUCAGCCACGUCAACAGCGGCUGCCAGCUGCUGCCGCAGCACCAGGUGCCCGCGUACUGAGCCCGGCGAGGCGCGCAUGCGCGGCCCCCUCUCCGGAGGGGGGGCCGGGACUAGGAGUGGGUGCAGCACCAGGGAUCGCCCCCGGGGGUACCCGGGACUGGAGAGGGUGCGCCUCCAGGGAUUCUCCGCGCCCCGAGAGCUCCCAGGACCGGAGAGGGGUACAGUCCCGGGGGUCGCCCCUCCGAGGGGUGCCCAGGACUGGAGAGGGCACCCUGGAUCGACAAGCUGGACCCCCUGCCCAGGGGGCGAGCGCACGACCCCCGCCCCGCGCCACCUCUGCCCGCGCCCGCGCCCUUUGUGCGCCGCCGCCGCGCCCGGCGUUCCGGGCUGCGCAGUCUCCAGCCCUGCACGCCCCUUUCUUUUACUUUCUAUUUUUUGCCUUUGGAAGAGAGAAGAACAAGAGUGGUCGAUUGUGCCCUAUUUAUGUUUCUACUCGGGAACAAACGUUGGUUGCGUGUGCGUGUGUGUUUUACCGUGUUGGGUUUUUUAAAGAAAUGGGAAGAAGAAAAAAAAAAAAAGCUCCUCCCCUUUCCUGGCUCUGCCCCC
Molecule: messenger RNA, 1577 nt
Organism: Heterocephalus glaber (naked mole-rat)
Lineage: Eukaryota; Metazoa; Chordata; Mammalia; Rodentia; Bathyergidae
Gene: Jund
Product: JunD proto-oncogene, AP-1 transcription factor subunit
Biological process (GO): regulation of transcription by RNA polymerase II; regulation of cell cycle; regulation of cell population proliferation
Cellular component (GO): transcription regulator complex
Molecular function (GO): RNA polymerase II cis-regulatory region sequence-specific DNA binding; transcription factor binding; DNA-binding transcription factor activity, RNA polymerase II-specific
Source: RefSeq, a predicted model, not a curated record